Molecule: messenger RNA, 675 nt
Organism: Fraxinus pennsylvanica
Lineage: Eukaryota; Viridiplantae; Streptophyta; Magnoliopsida; Lamiales; Oleaceae
Source: the annotation of a GenBank genome assembly
AUGGAAGUGCUCAGCAAAGGAAUACACUGGGCUUUAGUUCCAGCUGAUAGCCAUAUGGAAAAUGUAGCAGGAGUUGAGCUAGUGGAAUCGGCCUCAAGCUACCGAAUGCUCACGCAAAUGGAUGUUAUCAAGUUCUUGAAAGGAUAUGAGAAUGAGCUUAAAGGUAUUUUGUCUCGAAAGGUUAAAGAAAUUGGAGCAGUGAGUGAUAUAGUUUUCGGGGUUACCGAUAAAACCAAAGUAAUCGAUGCUAUCAAGUGCAUGAACACUGCUUCACUUAAUGCUGUGCCAAUCGUUCAGUCUUCAAAUGACCCCGGAGAAGAUCCAAGUCAGCUUAUAAAUGGAAAGGAUGAAAAGCUUGUGGGAACUUUUUCUGCAACAGAUCUUCGUGGAUGGCCUCUAUCUCAACUCAAGUCUUGCAUGCACUUAAGCGUGGUAGAAUUCAUUGAAAAAUGUUCAGGCACUCCACUGCAUGAAAUUUCUGGCUUGAGAACCUCAACUAAGGAUCUUAUAACUUGCUACCCGGAAUCGACCCUAGGGGAGGUGGUUGACAAGGCUAUCAACAAUCAUGUGCAUCGCGUAUGGGUGGUCGACGAACAAGGUUUGCUUGUUGGGCUUGUUUCCCUUACGGAUUUGACUAGGUUGAUUAGGAGUUGGAUGCUUUCAGAGCCCGUUUAG